AUGACAAUCAAAAUCAGCCUGGACCGACCGAAUGUUUGUGCGGUGUGUCAUCAGAAAGCGUAUGGCUAUAAUUAUGAGGUUGUUAGCUGCAACGCGUGCAAAAUGUUCUUUCGGCGGGCGAUCAACGAGAAGGUGGACGACGUUUGCAAGAGGAAACGGGAUUGUUUUGCAGAUGAGAAGGAUUUAUAUACAACCCGUCCGAAAUGUCGAGCGUGUCGCUUCAACAAAUGUCUGGCCCUCGGAAUGCGUCAACACAGCAAAUCCACGGAAUCUUCCGACGAAUUCAGUAGCAGCCCGUCGCCCCAAGUGUCCGUGUUGGUAGUUGUCCAGAAACCAAUUGUCACACAAGCUCAUGUUGAUUCGCGGGUGUUUCUAAGUCUAAGGUACAUGAAUCAGGUGCGGAGGGACGUCUACAGAAUCAUCAGUGUCUGUGAGGACCCGAGUUUUUUGGAUCUAGUGGCGCAGGAUUCCAAUUUGGAGAGAUAUCGACAGCCAAAGGAAAUCAAGUGGGAGUCCACAGAGAGAAAGCUGAAACCGUGGGGGUCUCUUGGUGUGUUGCUGAUAGUGGAGGUGGUAAAGACUAUGGAAUUCUACCAGCAGCUGUUACUUUCGGAUAGGGUAAUCCUUCUCAAGAACGUUGCUUUCAAAAGCCACCAUCUCUCCAUCGCCUUCGAUUCAUACGUGGAAAAAAAGGGGCGUGUAAUUGCGCCGACCGGAGAUGAAAUGUUCCCAAAAGUUUUGUUUGAUAUCCCGAAUUGUCGAGAAAUAAUCAUGGAGCUUCUAACAACGCCAAUGCAACCGUUGAUAGAGUUGAACCUGACGGAGAACGAGUUUCUACUGCUCAACAUGAUAGUGAUUUGUAAUCCAGUCCGUCCCCCAGUUUCAGCACUCGGAGGCUUGUCGCUACGUGGCCAAGAUAUCAUUGGAAAUCUGCAAAAACACUAUACACGAAUCCUCCUGAACAUCUGUAUGAUCGAGGAUCCAAGACAUGGACCAACACGAUUUACGGAGAUCCUGGCAAUCAAUCAGAGACUUCAACGUCAAAGCGAUUUGACAAGUGACGUGGUUCAAGCGUUACGAAGCGAUUGGGAACCUCGUUUUCACUUUUCAAGGAUUUUAAUUGAGGCUUGUAAGGAGGAAGAACCUUAUAUCAAAGAAAUAUCAGCACAAGCCAAAGAAACCCUCUACCAUUACCAAGCCCAUUACACCCAGCUUCUCCUCCAGCAGUGUCUUCAAACGGACCCCCGAAAUGGACCCGCGCGACUACUGGAGCUCCUUCGAGUCGUUGCUCAUCUUAACAAACAGAUAUGGAAAACGAAGCAAUUGUUCUUUGUGAUGAAGGAAUUCUGGAAACCGGAUUAUUUGAUACCUAAAGAAUCGCUGGCUUGUCACUUAGUGCUCAAUCUGUGCUUGCUCAUCACCAACAACUCAAUGCCAGAAUAUUGUUCAAUUGCUGCAUACAGGACAAUCCAGUAUCAGGACACGAUAGAUUUGCAACACUUGUGGCAAUAA
Molecule: messenger RNA, 1512 nt
Organism: Caenorhabditis remanei
Lineage: Eukaryota; Metazoa; Nematoda; Chromadorea; Rhabditida; Rhabditidae
Exons: 8
Coding region: 1-1512 (503 amino acids)
Biological process (GO): regulation of DNA-templated transcription
Molecular function (GO): sequence-specific DNA binding; zinc ion binding; DNA-binding transcription factor activity
Source: RefSeq, a predicted model, not a curated record